AUGCCCAAGGAGGAGUACGUGACCAACCCCAACUCGGUGCUCUUCAAGCCCGAUGGACGCGUCUACCACCUCGAGCUCAAAGAGGUCAGUCAGCUGCACGGCGAGGGAGGGGGCAGGGUGAGAUGGAUGCAUGGCUUAGGGCUUGUGGAUUGUGUGUGUCUGUCAUGGUGCAUGUAGGGCGAUGUGGCGAAGCGUCUGAUCACCGUGGGCAGCCCCAACCGCGCCGACCUGAUCUCCCAGCUGCUCGACAAGGACUCUGUCAAGAGCUUCGUGUCGUCCCGCCAAUUCACCACAUUCACUGGUAGCCAGCCCGUACACGCAUCCAUCUAUCCAUCCAUCCAUCCAUCCAUCCAUCCAUCGAGCGGGCCGGUGUGUUGUGUCCUGUGGUGCGGUGAUGCAGGCACCUUCAAGGGCACGCCUGUCACCAUUGUGAGCAUCGGUUCGCCGUGCAGGCAGACGGGCAGCCACAGUGUCACCAGCGCACCUCUGGGUCUCUGUGUGUGCAGGUAUGGGUUCCAUCAUGAUGGACUUCAUGGUUCGUGAGUACCUCGCCAUCACAAACGGGCCGCUCGCCAUCAUCCGGUCGGUCGACGCGCAUCACAUCGAUCGCACUACAAGGAGAACAGAUGAUGUCUCAUCCAUCUCAUCUACCACUGUGUGUGGAUGGGUAUGUGUGUGUGGGUAUGUCUGUUCAUUCAGCAUCGGGACGUGUGGUUCGUUCAACAAGGACAUCCCGCCCGGCAAUGUCAUCACUGCCAAGGAGGGCUCCAUCUACAUCUACCGCAACUAUAUGCACUGGGACGGCACAUACAACAACGUAACACACCCACUGCCCCCCUCCCCUCCCCCCCAGCACAUCCACACGGACCCCCAAUGUGUGUGUGUGUCUGUCAGGUGGACGAUGCUACGGCCAAGACGCUCUGUGCGGAGCCGUACUUCUUCACCAAGCCCGGCAAGGGCAGCGACCAGCUGCAGGACCUCAUGGCCAGCCACUUCAAGUCGACGAACGUGCCCGUCUCCGAGGGCCUCAACGCCUGUGGCGAGACAUUCUUCGCCUGUCAGAGACGCGAGGACCCCUCAUACGAUGUACGUCUGGGUGUGUCGAUCGACGCACCGACACACAGACACAGGCAGGGCAGACAGACAGACGGCAAGGGAGGGACACACCUCUUGUUUCUUGUGUUUGGGUGCAGGACGAGAAUAAGGGAGUGAUCCCCAACCUCACGAACCUCGCUGGCACCGGCAAAAGCAUCGACUUCUGUGAAAUGGAGGUCAGUCACUCCGGCACCCCCCGCACCCAAUACUCACAGCCCCCCUGCACAUGGGUGCGUCUGUCUGUCUGUCUGUGUGGUGGGUUCAUUCACUCGUUCAGACUCACGAGUUGUUCCACCUUGCCAAGCUGAGCAAGACGCCCAUUGCCGCCGGUGCGUGCGCCAUCGCGCUCGUCAACCGGCACACGUCGGGCGUCGUCGGCCCCGACCAGCUGCACCAGCGAGAGGAGGAGUGCGGCAAGGCCUGCCUUAGCGCACUCGUCGAUCUUGACGUCAGCAACCUGAAGAAAUGAACCGCUGGCAGUGAUUGCAAUGGAACACAUAGAUGAAUGGAUGGGCAGC
Vitrella brassicaformis is the source of this 1613-nucleotide messenger RNA. The record is from the annotation of a GenBank genome assembly. Lineage: Eukaryota; Vitrellaceae.